AUGCAGUCUGAAGUCCAGCUUGGAAAGGAUGACAGGGAUACUGAUUUUGGGGAUUCAUUCUGUGCCCCGGACCGAAUCAGUCUGCACACAUGGCAAUCGGCAAGGGAGAGAACUAAAUUUGGCCUGUCACAAUGCCUAGAUCCCAGCAAAGACCUUGCUGAAGCCUGUGCACUCCCCAAGUUUCAACGGCUCCGGCCGGAGUUCCCAGGAACCGGUGGCUGCGCGAAGGAAGGUUCGCUAGUGCUAGCACCGCCAAAGCGGCCCCCUGAGUCGUUCCAAGAAGGAUUCCGAGAGACAGACAAAAUCCUGGAUUGGGGAGUCCGCAACGCACUGCUGCCGCAGGUAUGGCCCACGACUCUCAUCUAG
This is a messenger RNA of Penicillium cinerascens, 366 nucleotides long. RefSeq lists its product as uncharacterized. NCBI's taxonomy places the organism in Eukaryota, Fungi, Ascomycota, Eurotiomycetes, Eurotiales, Aspergillaceae. Bases 1 to 366 code for a protein of 121 amino acids. The transcript has 2 exons. The record is from RefSeq and is a predicted model, not a curated record.